AUGCCAUUUUACAACGAUUACUCGAGUGGAAGUCAUCGAAAUGGUACCAAACGUGUACCACGCUUGAAGAUGGCAUAUUCAAGUUCUGGACCCAACUCAUCAUCGGACACAGUGCACAGUGUUCGAAAAGCGAUGAGAAACAGUGAAAAGAAUGACAAAAGUAAAGAGAGGUUCAGCGAAUUGAAUGUAGAGAUAAGUGAUAGUGCGUACAUUAGAGAGACGCAGAGAAACAAAGCCGGGAAAGUAAGGUUUUUACAUUUUUAAGUUAGCCCUAGCUCAGAGCCCUAGCCCUAGCCCAGAGCCCUAGCCCAGAGCCCUAGCCCAGAGCCCUAGCCCAGAGCCCUAGCCCAGAGCUCUAGCCCAGAGCCCUAGCCCAGAGUCCUAGCCCAGAGCCCUAACCCCUAAGAGUUAGUCAAACCUCCACUCUAAGCCCAAGCCUUUGUCCUAGCCCUAACCCUAGCCUUUAGCCUGAGCCUCAAUCGUGAUCUUAGCUCUAGCCUAAGCCCUGUUCUAAGCUGUAGUCUAACCCCUGUCUUUGUCCUAGCCUUAACCUAAGCCUCAAUCGUGGAUAGCUCUAUCUUUUAUGGCUUAAAAGCCCUAGUCUAAGCCUUAGACUAAGCCGUGGCCUACGCUUAAGCACUUGUCUUAGUCUUAUCCUUGGCAUAAGUUCUAAACUAAGCUCUAAACUAGGCCCUAACUUCAGGUCUAGCAUUUUUAAGCUCAAAAAGCUUUAAAACUUUUGUAUUGAAUUACUCUGAAUCAUUAUACAUCUAUAACUUCUAUUUUAGUCAUCCAAAAAGCCAUCAAAAGUUGUGUCCAAGAAGUCAAGUCAUGCACUACUAAGUGAACUUGCUAACGCUGAGGAAGAAGAAGCUUCUGAAACGUUUACUAGUAUAAAAACACAAGUCAACGGCCACGUGCAUCAGAAGAUGCAUUACCAAAGAAGUAGUCCGAUGUGUAAAACUGUCAAAGCCAAAUUUAAAGUGGCCUCUAAGUCGUAGGUUUUUUAAGUUUUGCAAAGAAAGUUCUUGCCAUUCUGUUAAAAAUUAAUAAAUUUAUUAACAUUCGGUAUUUGACAGGCUGCGGAUGACAAGUCAUACGCUAGAGCAAAUUUACUGCUUUGUAAACAAAGUUCCUUCUAUUUUUAAGUUUGUAAAGAAAGUCUUUGCCGUUUUAUGUUAUGGAAAAAAAGUUUCUGUCAAUUUUCUUUUUGUAAAGAAAGUUCUUGCCAUUUUGUCAAAAAAACUAUACAAAUUUGGCAUUCAGCGGGUGACAAGUUAUACGACGAAGGCCGUUUUUACUUCUGUAAAGAAAGUUUUGCGAUUUUAUUUGGAAAAAAAGUUUUUGCCAUUUGUUUUAUAGUUCAAAGAUUUUUUCAGAAGUUCAGACGACGAAGGAUUUUCGAUCAGCGCGAAGGAUUCAACUUCAAGUUUUAGCACCAGAGAACCAGAAACGCUUUCUGGAAGUAGUUCUACCACACAGUAAGUUUAACCAUUUAACUGCGUGCCACCAUAAAAUCUAAAAAAUUAUAUUUUUUAUUUUUCACAAGCCCAAAAAUUGAAAAACACCACUUAUUUCCGUAUUUUAGGCCCAAAUACCAAGUGGUAACCAAGCCGAGUCGGCAUUACUUUGGCCAACCUGGAGAUACCACCUCGAUUACUGACACUGCAGCGACUCCAAUAAACCAACAACAACCCUUGGCGUCCCAAGCCAACUCAAAUGGUGCACUUUUCUGUUUCUGCGACAACUUCCGAGUGAAACUCGGCGUCAAGAAGCAUGCUAAGUUCACGGUGGUUGUGGACGUGAACGUUUCGAACGAUUCCAUCUAUAAACCCUUCAUUCCGAUUCCGGAAAACCGUGACGGUUGA
Bursaphelenchus okinawaensis is the source of this 1868-nucleotide messenger RNA. NCBI's taxonomy places the organism in Eukaryota, Metazoa, Nematoda, Chromadorea, Rhabditida, Aphelenchoididae. The record is from the annotation of a GenBank genome assembly.